Girardinichthys multiradiatus is the source of this 3274-nucleotide messenger RNA. RefSeq names its product netrin 5 (gene ntn5). Bases 186 to 2675 code for a protein of 829 amino acids. The transcript has 8 exons. The record is from RefSeq and is a predicted model, not a curated record. Gene Ontology annotation, molecular function: protein binding. NCBI's taxonomy places the organism in Eukaryota, Metazoa, Chordata, Actinopteri, Cyprinodontiformes, Goodeidae.
CUUUGCUGCGCCUCUCUCGGUGAUCAGGAGGCGCCGCGGGAGCAGAGGGAGAAGGAGACUCAAAAAGCUGGGACGCACAUGUUUCUUCUCCGUUUUCUCAUGUCCUCUCCUCUGCACCGUGACAGCACCCACUGCUCACGCUCGGACCUCUCCAAGACUGCAGAGCCAACCAAGGGCUCGAUGACAUGAUGAUCCGGCCCUCUUCCCUUCCCCCCUCCAUCUCUCUCAUUCCUGUUCUCCUCCAACUCCUCCUCCUCCUUCCGUCUCUCAUCUCCUCUUCCUUUUCUAACGCCCCUUUGAGCUGGACCUCGCCUCACGAGCCCUGCUACCACCCAGAUGGCCGUCCUCGACACUGCCUGUCGGAGUUCAUCAAUGCGGCAUACGGGGUCCCGGUCAAUGUUACCCACUCCCUACACGGGCCCGAUAAUAACCCCAACAUCUCCACCCUAACGGACCUGCACAACCCACACAACCUGACCUGCUGGAGGGCUCGUGCAGGUGCCAACACCGGUGACUGGGUCUUCACCCUACCUCUUGGCCGCCGCUUUGAGAUCACCUACAUCAGUUUGCAGUUCUGCAGCCAAGGGGAGCCGUCUGACUCAAUUUCCAUCUCCAUCCUCAAAUCCAUGGACCACGGACGUACCUGGAGGCCAAUGCAGCACUACUCCAGCAACUGCCUGGGUGACUUCAAACAACCAUCUCAGACUAUUGCCCAAACUAGACACCAAGAAACUGAACCCCUCUGUUCAGACCCUCGGCCCCUGCAGAAGCAGCGGGGUGGGAUUGUGCUCGCCUUCUCCACUCUGGAUGGUCGCCAAUCCUCUCCUGAUUUUGAUUACAGCCCCACCCUCCAGGACUGGGUUACAGCCACGGACAUCAGGAUUAUCUUCCACAGAACUUCCAACAAUGUGAAGGUGGUCAAUAAAAUGGAAGAAACUCAAGGACAUGAUGGCAUACAUGAUGCCAAACGAACUGGGAUCCUAAAGUGGAGAUCGGAUAUAAAGAGUGACACUGGAGAUCAGGUGGACAAAUUAAGGGAUAAUACACUGGCAUUUUUUGACAGGGGCAGAAAAAACUCAGAGAUAAGUAGGGGGAAUAAAGAGGAACGGGUAGACAAGCAACGUCGGAAGGACCAUCGCAAAGGUUCAGGACAUGGUCAAGAUGGCCACAAUGUGACCAGCAAGGAAGGAGAAGACACUUUUGGCACAGACAUACUCGCCUCGCCAAAGAAAGGUGGCAAAGCCAGAAAGCGAAAUCGCAACAAGGACAACAAUUUUUGGGCCCCUUGCCCAAAUGGAGACUGCACUUGGAAGGUUGAAGGGCGGAGCAGGAGCAACAGCGGGCGGGAACUGAGGAAGAGGAGGAACAACAACCCCAAUACAAGACAAAACUUCAGGAUUCCCCAGCCCUCUGGCUGGAUCCUUCCUGUCCGACCUCCUCUGGCCAUUUCUGACCUGCAGGUGGGAGGGAGGUGCAAAUGUAAUGGACACGCUUCGAGGUGUCGCCGCGAUGACGCAGGUCACGCAGUGUGUGUGUGCGAGCAUCACACAGCAGGCCCAGACUGUGACGUGUGUGAGGAUUUCUAUGUUGACAGACCGUGGCAUCGAGCUACACCCACUCACCCAAACCCCUGUGUUGCCUGUGAGUGUAACGGCCACUCAAACAAAUGUCGGUUCAGCAUGGAGGUGUUCCAGCAGUCGGGCAGGAAGAGCGGAGGCGUGUGCCUGAAAUGUCGCCACCACACGGCCGGGCGCCACUGCCAGUACUGCCAGAACGGAUACACUCGCGAUACCAGCAAACCGCUCGGCCACCGCAAGGCCUGUCAACCAUGCCAGUGCCAUCCUCUGGGAGCCGUGGGUCGCUGGUGUAACCAAACAUCGGGUCAGUGUCUGUGUCGAGAAGGAGUGACCGGCCUCAGGUGUAACCGCUGCGCUCCGGGGUACAAACAGGGCAAGUCCCCUCUGCGGCCCUGCAUACGAGUCCAAGAGGUUGCUCCAACCCCAGUGUACCAGCCUCAGUACAGCAUCGAGGAGUGUGUGUCGUACUGCCAGCCCUCUGAGGUGAAAGUCAGGAUGAACCUGGAGACUUAUUGUCUCAAGGAUUACGUGUUAAGGGUGCAGGUGACAGGGAUGGAGCGUUCAGGUCCCUGGUGGCAGUUCUCCAUCUCAGUACAAACCGUCUUCAGGACGGGCUCCAACUCCCAUCUCCGGAGGGGCCCCCAGUCCCUCUGGGUUCCCGACCGUGACCUCAGCUGUGGCUGCCCCGCCCUCCAUGUAGACCGGACAUUCCUCCUCAUCGGCGCAGAGGAAGGGGAGCGAAGUUGGGCUCCGGAAGAGAGUCGCCUGGUGGCGGACCGCUCCACACUGGCCCUCCAGUGGCGGGAACACUGGAGCCCCAAGCUCAGGGGCUUCCGGGGGCAGGACAAGAGGGGCCGCUGCCCCCAAAAAUCCCCAAACAGCCACCACCCCCGGAGCAGGGAGCACACAAAGACACAUUCUGCAUACAUCCCCCCUCACCUGUUGUCUGAGAAAGACUCCAGUCCACGUGGUGACAAACAGCACUCUGUGAACUUGGAUGAGCCUCAGACCAGUACAAACAGUGACAUUACACCCACAGAGACAUCACCCUCGUCUUCCACCUUUGCUCUGGUGUGUUCAACUCAAAGUCCUGAAUGAAAUAAAAAUUCAAAACUACAAAAAAUUAUUUAAAGACUAAGACGGUAACCUUUCAGGGGUUCUUGUUACUUUGCUGAAGGUUUUAGUAGAAAGUUUGGACUUAUUUGACCAUUUUGAAGUAAACCCAGAGGAACAUCUUCACAAAUAAAACACACAUCUGGUUUAGCUUUUAACUGCUGCUCCAUAAAGUUACAGGAGGAAUUGUCAUGCUCUAAUCCUGCAGAAAAUUACUAACAUUCAUUGAUGACAAAGUUUUCCACCAACAAGAGCGGUGCUACAAAACCUACACAUUUUAACCCAUUAAAAAAUAAACACUGAAAAGUUAUGCUGUAUAUUUUAUUGUAUUUUCACUGUUUAUAAUCAGAUUUUUUUAUUUAUUUGCAUAAGAGAAAAAUUUGGGUAGAAUAAAGGAUAAAUGGUUUGUGGGGGAUCACAGUGAUUUGAAUUAUUACCUUUCAUCACAUAGGCUGAAAAACCAUUCUGGGUAAAGUUUUGCUUUGAGCUGUUUACAAUACAUGUGCUCUUUAUAUUGUAAAAAAUCUUGUUAAAAGUUCGCUUGAAUAAAUAAAAAAAGUUAAAUAAUAAAAAUUUGCCCACAA